UUGAUGCAAAUUUAAAGAAAAUGGCGGCAAAUCAUCAGUAGCAUCUGUCAAACUUUUCGUCACAAAUAAUUCUUUUCCUACACGAUCUCGGUGCACGGUUUUUUUGAAAUGGGGUAUCUGAAGUUGUUUGGCCUUGCCUUAGCAGCCAGCCUUGCGGUGGACCUUCUGUAUCUUCUUGUUUUCCGGCGGCGGAAGAGGGUUGGUUCUGUAGAGAAGGCACAGAAAGGACGCGUGAUACACAAGGUGCUGUUUUUUCCAGAUGCGCAGGUGUCCUGUCCCCGACAGUCGCAGCCAGGUGGCUGUAAGAUGAGGAGAUGCAAGUUCACGCACGACACCACUUCUCUCAGUCAGUUAAAACAGUACUUAUGCAGCGCCAAGAACACAUUAGACUUGUGUGUGUACACGAUAUCCUGUCUUGACCUGGCCAAAACUGUGGUGGAGCUGCACCAGAAGGGAGUCGUAGUGAGAAUCCUCACAGACAAGGAACAGAUGGAACAGACAGGCAGCCAAGUAUGGUACUUCAGGAGUGAAGGUAUCCAAGUGAGACAUGACAACAGUCCAUACUUCAUGCACCACAAGUUUGCCAUCAUUGACAACUCUCUCCUCAUCAACGGGUCCUUCAACUGGACGCGACAGGCCAUCACCGGAAACUCCGAGAACCUCCUGGUCACCAACAGCCGGCGGAUCGUACGGCCGUACACGCAGGAGUUCCAGAGGCUGUGGGACGCGUACGAGCCGGGGAGGUUGAAGAAGAGGAAGGAGGAGUCGGAGAAAUUUCUGAAGGAUUUGAAGGCUUCAGGAACUAGCAAUGGGAUAUGAUAGUGAACCCUAGAGAUCUCCUCUUUCUAUAAUACUAAUAAUAAUAGACAAAAUAUACCCAAAAAUCACUGUACUUGUCCAUAAUAGUAUGAUGGGUUUGGGUCAGUCCUUGCAUGCUUUCAAUUGAUACUUACUAGUACUAGUUGUGGUGUAACCUAUGGCCGAAUAGAAAAUACGAUGGUUUUAGAGAUAUUUUGUCUAUCAAAGAAAGUACUUGUAGUAUCAUUCCUUUAUCAGUUCAGCUUUAGUAAUACACACGCCCCUGUUUAAGUGAAACCGUUCUUGUUCAAGAUAAAGCACAUUCCCUUAUUACCUUGCUUGCAUGCAAACCUAUAGAGUAGUUGUUGUCUUCAGUGUCAAUUUUUUUAUAGGAUAGUCAACUUUUUUCUGAAAUAUCAUGCGUGAAGUGUAUACUUCAAAUUUUAAACAGAAUUAUGAUAAAGCAAUGGUAGUUGAAAAAAAUAGUGUAUUAGCUAGCAAUUAUGUUUAAGCCAUGUUAGUAAUAACUUUAUGUCAUAUGCCACAGAACUGGUUAGUCUUGGGCAAAAGAGUUGAAGCAUGCACAUAGCUCAUGUUUUUAAUUUAAAAAAAUGUUUUCACUGAAUACAAAGGACUUCUUACAUGUUUUAGCCAUGUCAGUAUCUGACGUCAUUACAAGUGUCAUUA
Molecule: messenger RNA, 1485 nt
Organism: Branchiostoma belcheri (Belcher's lancelet)
Lineage: Eukaryota; Metazoa; Chordata; Leptocardii; Amphioxiformes; Branchiostomatidae
Product: mitochondrial cardiolipin hydrolase-like
Exons: 4
Coding region: 109-819 (236 amino acids)
Biological process (GO): piRNA processing
Cellular component (GO): mitochondrion
Molecular function (GO): RNA endonuclease activity producing 5'-phosphomonoesters, hydrolytic mechanism
Source: RefSeq, a predicted model, not a curated record